CACUACUCAUGACUGGGAACCGCCUCUCACACCUGGUCACAGCACACUGAACGUCUCACCGCCCUCUCUCUGCAGCAGAAACAGCUAUCUGCCUGACUCCAGGGGUUCACUGCAGCAAUCUUCAAAACUGAUUCUUCUUAGAAAGAUAUGAAGAUACUGGGCCCGUUAGUUUUCUUGCUUAUGCUCGGGGGACUCCGGUGUCAGAAUAACCGUAAUGCUAAAGCUAGUGGCAAGUCCACAAAGAAGUCUAGUGGGAUCCAACAGGUUGAUGCUGGCCAGUCUCCCCCUGUGGCUGAUGUUACUCCAGGAAGCACCGGAAGAACAGGAAGCACCAGAAACACUGAAGGCACAGCCGAAUCAAGAGAGGAAGGUGCUGCAGGGGCUCGUGCAUCUGGACAACAGACAGAUGAUAUGAGGCUGCAAUUCCUCACAAACACUCAGGUUACAUGUAAUGAUGGGACAGCAGCUGGGUUUUACCUGAAAGAGUUCAGAGGAAGCCGCCGAUGGUUGUUAUUUCUGGAAGGUGGCUGGUGCUGCUACAGCAGAGAGACCUGUGAUUACAGGUACCAAAAUAUCCCCCGACUGAUGAGCUCAUCGGGGUGGCCUGAAACUAAAAGAGGAAGUGGAAUAUUAUCUUCUCAAGCUGAGGAAAACCCACACUGGCAUAAUGCAAACAUUGUAUUCAUCCCUUACUGUUCCAGUGAUGUGUGGAGCGGCACUGGGCCUGCACCACCACCCCCUCCCAGGCCGCGACAAGGCAGGGACAAAGUCAGAGAUAGAAAUACAAAUGCAACUGAAUAUACCUUCAUGGGAUCCCUAAUCAUCCGUGAGGUCAUCAAAGAUCUCAUCCCUAAAGGAAUCAAGCAGGCCAAGGUUGUCAUGCUGUCUGGCACAAGCGCUGGUGGAACGGGUGUUUUACUCAACAUUGAGAAGGUGGCCAAUCAGCUCCAGCAGCUUGGUGCAGAGACUCAGGUCCGAGGCCUCGUGGACUCAGGCUGGUUUCUGGAGAGCAAGCAGCAGAGAUCACCAAACUGUCCAGAGACAGUUUCCUGCUCACCUGAAGACGCGAUCAAGUUUGGGCUCAGGCUGUGGAAUGGCGGUGUUCCUGACAGAUGUCGGCAGCUCUUUAAGAGGGGGGAGGAGUGGAAGUGCUUCUUUGGUCACAGACUAUACUCUACCUUGACCUCCCCUGUGUUUAUUGUGCAGUGGCUGUUUGAUGAGGAACAGCUGAGGGUGGAGAACAUCUAUAUAGGAGGACAGAGCAUGUCUGAGGAGCAGUGGCAGUACAUACGAAACCUGGGCUUGGAGCUCAAAAACUCACUGAGAGAUGUUACGGCUGUAUUUGCUCCAUCCUGCCUCUCCCACACACUAAUUACCAAAAGUAACUGGACAAAUUUUCAAGUUAGAGGCACCUCUCUGCCACGGGCCCUUCAAUGCUGGGACAGGAGUCUCGAAGCGAUACGUAACAACAGGACCCCUGCUAAAGGCUGUCCUUUCCACCUUGUGGAUACCUGUCAGUGGCCACAGUGUAACCCCACCUGCCCAGCUUUGGUGGAUAAAACCACCCAGCAGGAGCUUACCUUGCUCCAGAUGCUGGUAGCCAUGGGUCUGGACCUCCAGAGGCUGGGCCUGGAUCCCCAGGGAGACGCAGAUUCUCUGGCCAGCAUGGUCAGGAAUGGAGGUUAA
Messenger RNA from Archocentrus centrarchus (flier cichlid), 1686 nucleotides. It is a transcript of the gene notum2, whose product is annotated as notum pectinacetylesterase 2. Gene Ontology annotation, biological process: negative regulation of canonical Wnt signaling pathway; protein depalmitoleylation. The record is from RefSeq and is a predicted model, not a curated record. Lineage: Eukaryota; Metazoa; Chordata; Actinopteri; Cichliformes; Cichlidae. Gene Ontology annotation, molecular function: palmitoleyl hydrolase activity. Bases 148 to 1686 code for a protein of 512 amino acids. The transcript has 12 exons.